Messenger RNA from Zonotrichia albicollis (white-throated sparrow), 1063 nucleotides. Lineage: Eukaryota; Metazoa; Chordata; Aves; Passeriformes; Passerellidae. The record is from RefSeq and is a predicted model, not a curated record.
AUGGCAACGGCUCCCAGUGUCACCAUUGUCACCAGUUCCAGUGCUACCAGUGCCGCCAGUUUGAGCAACGUCACCGCUCCCAGUGUCACCAGUGCCACCAGUGCCACCAGUUUGAGCAAUGUCAUCGGUUCCAGUGUCACCAGUAUGAGCAAUGUCACCGGUUCCAGUGCCACCAGUGUCACCAGUAUGAGCAGUGUCACCGGUCCCAGUGCCACCAGUUUGAGCAAUGUCACCAGCUCCAGUGUCACCAGUGCUACCAGUUUGAGCGAUGUCACCGGUUCCAGUGUCACCAGUGCCACCAGUAUGAGCGCUGCUGGUGUCACCGUCACCCCUGGUGUCACCAAGGCCACUGCCAGUGCCACCAGUAUGACCAGUGUCACCAUGGCAACGGCUCCCAGUGUCACCAGUUUGACCAGUUCCAGUGUCACCAAUGUCACCAGUUCCAGUGUCACCAGUUUGAGCAAUGUCACCGCUCCCAGUGUCACCAGUUUGACCAGUUCCAGUGUCACCGGUGUCACCAGUGCUACCAGUGCCAGUGUCACCAAGGCCACCGGUGUGACCAGUAUGGCUGCUCCCAGUUUGACCAGUGCUCCCAGUUUGACCAGUAUGGCUCCCAGUCUGACCAGUUUAACCAGUACGCCUGUGACGUCAUCUCCCAGUGCUCCCAGUACCAGCAUGGCGGCUCCCAGUAUGACCAGUACCAACAUGGCGGUUCCCAGUAUGACCAGUACAACCAUGACGUCAUCUCCCGGUAUGACCAGUAUAACCAGCACCAACAUGGCGUCGGCUCCCAGUGCUCCCAGUUUGACCAGUACGACCAUGACGUCAUCUCCCAGUACUCCCAGUAUCAACAUGGCGGCUCCCAGUACGUCCAGUAUGUCCAUGACGUCAUCUCCCAGUGCUCCCAGUACCAACAUGGCGGCUCCUAGUGCUCCCAGUACCAACAUGGCGGCUCCCAGUAUGACCAGUACCACCAUGACGUCAUCUCCCAGCGCUCCCAGUAUAACGAUGACGUCACCUCCCAGCGCUCCCAGUAUCACCAGUACCAACAUGGCGACUCCCA